AUGUCGCGCACAUCCACGCUGACCCAUGCGAGCCAAGGCAUCUCUCAACCUGCACUGCCUUCACCGGUUCAGCUAGAACCUCUUCGAGACGAGCGCAAGCACAAUGGCAGCUUUUUGGAUACACCGCCACUAGAUGAGGCGGACCCCAUUCCGUCCGAUACGUCGCCAGAGACUGUGUCUCGGGAAGACAGCAUAGAGUCGCAUUUCAGGGGCACCUGGCAUGAAAUAACUUUCAUAUUGGUCGUCAUAAUGGCUCAACUGUUUUCUCAAAUGAAUCUAGGCAACACCAUCAUUCAAGCCGCCAGCAUUGCUGACACCUUUCGAAUCGGUGAAGUGCAGGAAAGCUGGUUUGUCGCAAGCUAUAGUACAACCGUAGGGGCCUUCGUGCUUGUUACCGGAAGACUCGGUGAUAUCUACGGGAUCAAGACUCUCUGGAUGAUUGGGUGGACUUGGCUUGCCGUGUUCUCUCUUCUCUGUGGCUUCUGUGGCUAUGUCCAAUCUGCCGUCCUCUUCGAUGUCUUUCGUGCUCUCAUGGGAAUUGGCCCUGCGACGCUGAUGCCGAAUGCGUCCGCGUUGUUAGGCACCGCCUUCCCGCCUGGCUUCAAAAAGAAUCUUGCGUUUGCCAUCUUUGGAGCUGUCGCUCCUGGAGGCUACGUUUUAGGCCUGACUUGGGGUGCUAUCUUUACCCAGAUCGCUGAAGAUUGGCGAUGGACGUAUUGGAGUAUGACGUUCCUCUGCCUGACCAUGACAUUUGCAGCCUGGCUCGUUAUCCCAUCCGAGCUGAAUGUUAGCCACGGAGGAUCAUUCGAUUGGCUUGGUAGCUUGGUCGGAAUAUCCGGGCUCGUUCUCAUAUUCUUCGCUUUCAAGUAUGGAGCUGUAUACAUACCCACCCUGCUAGUUGUAGGGCUAUUGCUAAUUGUCUUGUUCGUGCUCAUUGAGAAUCGCACCGAAGACCCCGUUAUGCCCAUGUCGAUGUUCACGAAACCUGCCUUCGCUGCUGUUAUCGUGAGCCUGGCAUGUGGAUGGAUGAGCUUCGGAAUGUUUCAAUAUUACGAACCCCAAUUUCUGAUGCGCCUACGUGGUAUCUCCAUGAUGGAGCUAUGUCUCCAGUUGAUCCCUUGUGCGGCUUGCGGCGCCUUCGCGGCAGCAACCGCCGUGUACCUCCUCCCACGAGUCCCGGCAUGGACCGUCUUCCUUGCAUCCAUGUGCUUUUUCUGCAUUUCGCAAAUCCUCCUUGCAUUGACCCCCGUCAACCAAUCAUAUUGGCCAAUGACGUUUCCGCUCACUGUACUCGUCUCCAUUGGCCCUGACCUCAGUUUUGCGAGCGCAAGUUUAAUCGUGAGUGAUCAGGUUUCAAGAAAGCAGCAAGGGGCCGCGGGGAGUUUCAUCAACACGGUCGUAAACUACUCGAUUGGCCUGGGACUGGCUUUUGGUGGUAACAUCGAAGUGUCUACUAACGAUCAUGGGAGAGAUACAUUGAAGGGGUAUCGCUCUGCAUGGUGGCUGGGCGCUGGGUUUGCGGGGCUGGGGGUUGUGCUCACGAUCUUGUCGCGGAAGAAAAUGCAGAGGCAUAAGCAGGAGUAG
This is a messenger RNA of Mytilinidion resinicola, 1584 nucleotides long. RefSeq names its product MFS general substrate transporter. Lineage: Eukaryota; Fungi; Ascomycota; Dothideomycetes; Mytilinidiales; Mytilinidiaceae. The transcript has 6 exons. Gene Ontology annotation, molecular function: transmembrane transporter activity. Gene Ontology annotation, biological process: transmembrane transport. Bases 1 to 1584 code for a protein of 527 amino acids. The record is from RefSeq and is a predicted model, not a curated record. Gene Ontology annotation, cellular component: membrane.